Molecule: messenger RNA, 393 nt
Organism: Seminavis robusta
Lineage: Eukaryota; Bacillariophyta; Bacillariophyceae; Naviculales; Naviculaceae
Source: the annotation of a GenBank genome assembly
AUGCAACGAAACCCGGACUUAAACUAUGGCCUUGUUGGUGCUAAUUCGGGCACUGACAGUGGCCCCGGAGAUUCCCGUGUUGGUGCUGCACGGAUAUCGACAAAUGAUGGGUUGGUGCAGGCUAAUGCCGUAGAGGAUGAUACGGCCGAGUUGAUGCAUGCCAAUCCGGUUGAUCUGGAAGCCGCCCAAAAUGGUGUACUCGAAAGGAAGCAGCAACAGAAAACUUUCUUGGCAGCAGUUCUUUGGCUGUUGCUGGUUGUUGCCAUUAUCGUGGGAUUCGUGGUGGGAACCCAAAAGAACAAGGAGCCGAAUGUGGCGGCCCUUGAGUCAACGGAGGCUCCAACCGUUUAUGGCUCCAUGGAACCUUCAGAAGGGCCAUCUUCCGCCCCAUAG